AUAUGAUUCCCUUGGCGGCUAAAAAAUAAAACAUAAAAGAUAAAUAAGAAAUCUAAUGAUUCCUUUCUCUAAGCUUCACCACUAUCUUUGAUCUGAUUUAUACCAAAAUUCCUUCUCUUUUAUUUUCUCGAUUUUGAUCUCCUUUAAAAACACCUACUUUCUUCUCUGAAAUUAGUUAUACUGUAAAGAGUUUUUUUUUUUGCAUCUGAAUUCGCCUGAUCCAGAGCUGAGAAAAGGAGAGAAUGGCGUUUGUGACCACUGCGGAAGUUUGUGACGCGAAUCAAGAGCUGAUCCGGAGUGGUCAGCUCCGAGCUUUGCAACCCAUUUUCCAGAUUUACGGGCGUCGACAAAUAUUCUCAGGCCCAGUAGUUACUGUCAAGGUGUUUGAAGACAAUGGCUUAAUCCGCCAAUUCCUCGAGGAGAAAGGAAAUGGUAGAGUUCUUGUGGUGGAUGGUGGAGGGAGUCAACGAUGUGCAAUACUCGGAGGUAACCCCGUGGUUCAAGCUCAGAACAACGGAUGGGCGGGAAUUGUUGUGAACGGAUGCAUCAGAGACGUCGAUGAGAUCAACGGUUGUGAUAUUGGGGUCAGAGCUUUGGCCUCUCAUCCCAUAAAGGCGAGUAAGAAGGGACUCGGAGAGCAACGAGUUCCGGUGAAUAUUGCAGGAGCUCGGAUUUGUGAUGGAGAAUGGGUUUAUGCAGAUACUGAUGGGAUUCUUGUCUCGCAGAUUGAGUUAUCCGUUUAAGUAAUCAUGGUUUGUCUUGUUUCUUCUUCUUUUUUGGUUGCAUUUGAUCAUCAGUUUAAACAAAACAAAAAAAGACGAAUUUGGUUUGUGUAUUUUUCUCGGUUGUCCUAAAUCAAAACCUAUGAAUCUCAUUGCUUGAGAUAUUGUUGAAUUAUAUGAUUUGAUAUGUUACCUUACUUAGAAA
This is a messenger RNA of Eutrema salsugineum, 927 nucleotides long. Its product is annotated as putative 4-hydroxy-4-methyl-2-oxoglutarate aldolase 2. NCBI's taxonomy places the organism in Eukaryota, Viridiplantae, Streptophyta, Magnoliopsida, Brassicales, Brassicaceae. The transcript is spliced from 3 exons. The coding region runs from base 243 to 743 and encodes 166 amino acids. Gene Ontology annotation, molecular function: ribonuclease inhibitor activity. The record is from RefSeq and is a predicted model, not a curated record. Gene Ontology annotation, biological process: regulation of RNA metabolic process.